GAAUCCAAGACUCACAUCCUGUUUAUAAGAAAAGGAGUCAGUCUCAAGUACAGUAUACUGGACAGUAUUUCCCAGCUUCGAGUUGCUCUCAGUGUAAUUACAAAGUGCAUCGUCUCAGGAGCUCAACAUACAGUAAAUGAAUAUUUCUCCUAUACCCUGAAACACCUAACAGUCUGCAUAUAUCCAGCAACAGGCCAUGGAAGGUGUAGUGCUGGUGGUCUGUAGCCUCAUUGUGGCCAUGGCCUACUGCAACCCUGUUGAGUGUCCAGCCAAGUGUGAAUGUGACAGUCCAAGGAUCACAUGUGAGGGAGGAACAAUAUCCAUACUAGACAAGAGACUCACAGCCUUGGUGAUACAAGAUGCUGAUCCACCCAUCACUACACUCAACCAUGCCAUAACUCAGCAACUGGAACAUCUUGUGAAGCUACAGCUGGACUCGGUAGGCCUGACAGAGAUAGACCCCGGAGCACUGGCAACAAUACAACGCCUGGAGACUUUGGAGAUAACCAACAACCGCAUCGCUACGAUUGGACCCGCCACCUUCCGAAACUGUGGCAAAUUAAUUUACCUCAAUCUUGAAAAUAAUAAUAUUGAAGUAAUUGAGGAAGGGACAUUCACCUCGCUGGAUAACCUCCAUCACCUCAAUCUGUCUCACAAUGCCUUAACCACUCUGCCGAAAUAUUUACCCACCAGACUCCAGGUUCUUGACGUGGAGUAUAACCGGAUAAGUGAAGUCCAAGAUUUAUCCUCCGCUAGUAUGACAUCACUCAACCUGUGUCAUAAUGACAUCUCCCACAUUGACCCAGACCAGAUUGAGCUGAAGAAUCUCAAGUCGCUCUGCAUUGGAGGAAUAAAGUUUAAUCUGAGCGAUGAUCUGGUAAACCACAACAAGCUUCCAGUUCUUGAGAGUCUACAGCUAAAAGGAGAUCCAGAGAAUAAACUGAGAGUUACUAACAAGAUUCAGGAAAAUAUCCUCAACAUGACAACACAAUCACUCAAAAACCUGGAGCUGUCCUAUUGUGGACUAGCAAGUCCAAAGAUUUUCACCCAGGCCAACAGCAAACUCCAAAAUCUCAAAGCAACAGAUGUAAAACUGGUCCCGACAAGACUAAGCUUAUGGCCUAAGUUUGAACUUCCCAAAAUAGAAAUACUUGACUUGUCAGGAUCCCCUUAUCUGACAAAACUCUUCUUAACCUCAAAUGCACCAACAACCUUACCUGACCUUAAGAUUCUUAAAAUGUCCCACUGUUGGAUAAGGGACUUUCCCGAGUCUCAUUUUGAACAAAAAACACCAAACGUCAAACAGCUGGACAUAAGUCAUAACCCACUUGAGUGUACGUGCUAUGGAAUCUCUUGGAUCCCAAAUUACGUGAGAUACGGGAAGCUUAUUCUCCUCAACGAAGAGAACACAAUCUGUGCUAUCCCUAAACACCUCAAGGAUAUCCCACUGUUAACAGCUUCUCUCUGUCCCAUCAUUCCCACACCAGACACCACUAGUACCCCAGCGACCUACACUACGUCCCUGGUUACUUCAGUUGACACAACAGUUAUACCUGAAGAGUCACAUUCAUCAAGCCCUGGGAUGACUACAACCAACAAAGGAAACCUGCUGCUGGUUUCACCUGUGAUCAUAAUGAUUUCUUUCAUCACACUGUGCGUGUGCCUCAUUGUUUGACACUACAAGAAUAGCGCGUUCAACGUUAAAGAAAACAGCAGCAACACAGAAGAGGCCGGAAAAAACAAUGUUGCUACGGCUGAGAGCAAAGAUCAAACAUCAUUAACGCCAACUGACACACAGAAUGGUCAGCAUGACAACCUGUUAAAUGAGGGUUACACUGUAAGCCCCAGUGACCCUGAGGAGAAACUUUAGGCAGAUGCAGGUAAUAGAAAGGAACAAUACCAGUGUUGUAGCUUCUGUAGGCCCACCUGGGUAACUCAAGCCUUCCUCACCAAACUUAAUAUCUCACAGCUUGUGUUGCAGCAACAAGUAUUCUCAUAAUAUCUGCACCAAGGAACAUAAACUUUUGUUCAUCCGACUGCAUAAUUAGGCUCGUAGGGAUGCUAUCAUACAACAAUAACUGCAUUAGUGGCUUAUUGUAAUGUGUGUGUGUCACAGGCACUACACUUGGGCUACAGUACAGUACUGUAAGGUGAAUGUUCUGAGACAAUGCUGUACUGUACUGUAUUAAACUACACUACAACAGAGUCCAUAUUCAUCUUACUAAAAAUUAUCCAGAAAUCUUCUAGACUUACAGGCCAAAAACUUACGGAGAUUAUGACUAGUCUUGCCUGACAUGUACUGUACAGAGGCAGCUCAUGUGUCAUGCUGUAAACAGUGCUGAAGGGGACUGCCUCACCCACCUACUAUACUCACUACAGAUCAAUAACUUGUGAUGAGUACAGUAACAACUUUAAGCACUAUAUUGUCAUCAUCAUCGCUGGUUUACUGCUAUUUUCUACACUUUAGAGGGUCAGCUGAUGGCAAGGUGUCGUGGCUGCCAUCAGGUAAAUGUCAAGCAAGUUUUACAGCUGGAUGUCCCUCCUGUCACUCACUCAGUUGUAUACUCUAAACAUCCUUUAAUAUAUUUUAACGAUAUACUGUCUAUUAAAAUGUGAAUACAUUUUAAUAUUCAAAUUUUCUGGAUGAUGCAGGUCUAGAUCAAGUGAUGCUCUGUGGUCCAAGUCAGUAUUUUGGACAAACUAAACCACUCAGAAAAAACUCACCUCAUAAAUAUCUUCAACUAUGACAUAUACAGUAUAAUUAAAUACAAAAUGGCCACAAGUCAGCCAUUUUUCAAUAUAGAUUCAUUGAGGACUAUUGUCUUCUUACUCUUUACAUUUAUACAAAUUUUAAUAGGAAAAUAUCUCCAGUUGUUCCUCGAUAAUGAAUGGUAAAAAGUUUAACAGAUGAAAAUAACUUCGAGGCGACAAUUAUCUUCGUCAACCAGAAUAUAGAGAUUAGUCACGUCGUCCCUUCCCGUGAAAUUCUUAAGUGACCAACAUGAUGAGUUACUUACACCUGAACAACCAUAAAACAUAAUAAUUCCAACUCAAGAAUAUAACACCCAUCUACCCUUUCUCUUUACUCCUUUCCCAUUUAAAACAAAUUUACAAACAUGUGAAUAUAUUAAUACUGAAAAUUAUUCCCCAAUAAUUCAAUUCAUUCACGUGGUAAGUCAAAACACGGAGAUUCAUAAAUAAAUAACGACACAACAUACCGGACUGGCACGGCUACAGAGCAUCAGUCGGUACACAAAAUAAUAACUUACUCGACAUUGUGAAUUAAGACGAACAACAACACUUCUCUUGUAGGACGUCGGUAAGGAUGUCUGCCGUCAAUACCAAUCCUCUGGGGUUGAGAACCUAAAAAAUAAGGAAAGGUUUUAGGAGACCCGGCGCCCCUCUCGGUCGUAAUUAUCAUGAGCUUCACGUGUAAAUCAUUUAUUCCCUCACGUCGAGAACACCACAAAUUAGUUACAGGGUUUACAGUUUUUAUAUUAUUAAUUUCUCAAUUUUUUGGGGGGUUCUCAAUAUGGAUCUACGUUCACCUACAAUGUGUCAUUAAUGUACACCAUUUUUUUUCAUUUUAAUACAGUUGCUUUCAAUAAUUGUUUCAUACACAAUAAAGCUUCCAUCAAAUACUACAA
Molecule: messenger RNA, 3647 nt
Organism: Homarus americanus (American lobster)
Lineage: Eukaryota; Metazoa; Arthropoda; Malacostraca; Decapoda; Nephropidae
Product: vasorin-like
Exons: 7
Coding region: 197-1675 (492 amino acids)
Cellular component (GO): extracellular matrix
Molecular function (GO): protein binding
Source: RefSeq, a predicted model, not a curated record